Molecule: messenger RNA, 543 nt
Organism: Nerophis lumbriciformis (worm pipefish)
Lineage: Eukaryota; Metazoa; Chordata; Actinopteri; Syngnathiformes; Syngnathidae
Source: RefSeq, a predicted model, not a curated record
AUGAUGUAUGGGGCGCCAGUUGAUUUAUCUUUUAAAGACAUCAGCAACUUGGCAGAUGCACUGUCAGAGGAACCUAGCAGUGGUCUGCGGCCUAUGAGGAGAAAUUCACUAGGAAAGUUCCAAAGUGGUUCUUUACGUCUCAAUAACAACCAUAUCACAAACCUAUAUGACCUUCACAAGACGAUCAGCCACUUCCUGGCUAAACCGUCCCUGCUCGCCUGGUUGGACCUUUCUUUUAACCGUAUCACAAACAUCGACAAAGUUUUGUGUGAGCUGCCCCAACUACGGGUGUUGUAUCUUCAUGGUAACCGUAUUUUUACACUGUCAGAGGUAGACAAGCUGCAAAGUCUCUCACAUCUGCACACCAUCACCCUACAUGGAAAUAUGAUUGAAACAAACAAGGCCUACAGAAAUCAUGUGAUAUCAGCUCUCCCCCGAAUAAAGACAAUGGACUUCAGUGUUGUGACCCCUCAGGAGCGGGACUUGGCACAAAUCUGGCACAAAAGCAGCCCAGGCAAAAGAAUUAAAGAAACACUGAAGUGA